AUGGGUUUGCUUGGUAUCUUUAAGGAGCUUGUUCUGUCUGCAGUGAAGUUAACAAUUAUAGCAACUUCAGUAGCAGCUCAAGCUAAACCGGACUGUCAAAGCAAGUGCGGAAAUAUCAACAUCCCAUACCCUUUUGGAACAGGCAGUCCUGGUUGUAAUAUCAGUAGGAGCUUUUUCAUCCAUUGUAACACUACUUUCAACCCUCCAAAAGCAUUCUUAACCACCAGCAAUAUUGAAGUUCUCAACAUCUCUCUGGAUGGUUAUUUGCGCAUCGUUGAUUCGAUAGGUUAUGACUGUUACAACUCAUCAGGACGUAGUUCAUAUUUUGAUACGUGGAUCACACUUUCAAAAUUUCUCAUAUCUCAUGCCAAAAACAAGUUCACAGCUAUUGGUUGUGACACCUACGCUUAUUUUCAAGUGAAGUUAACAAUUGUAGCAACUUCAGUAGCAGCUCAAGCAAAACCGGGCUGCCAUAAUAACUGCGGAAAUAUCAGCAUCCCGUACCCUUUUGGUACAGGCAGUCCUGGCUGUAAUAUCAGUAGCAGCUUUUUCAUCCGUUGUGACACUACUUUCAACCCUCCAAAAGCAUUCCUAACCACCAGCAAUAUUGAAGUUCUCAACAUCUCUCUGGAUGGUUAUUUGCGCAUCGUUGCUUCGAUAGGUUAUGACUGUUACAACUCAUCAGGACGUAGUUCAUAUUUCGAUAUGUGGAUCACACUUUCAAAAUUUCCCAUAUCUCAUACCAGAAACAAGUUCACCGCUAUUGGUUGUGACACCUACGCUUAUGUUCAAGGUUCCUUAGGACAUAACUAUUCAACCGGAUGUUUAACAUUUUGUAAUGAAAUUACCGAUGUGAUAAAUGGAUCUUGCUCUGGCAUUGGCUGCUGCCAGACGGGUAUCCCAAAAGGAGUGAGGAGUUAUCAUGUAACUUUUUAUAGUUCCUUCAACCAUUCCUAUGUAUUGGGCUUCAAUCCUUGCAACUACGGCUUUGUUGUAGAAGAUGGAGCCUAUAGCUUCUUUGUUUCAGAUCUUUACACAAAAAAUUUCACUGACCGGGAAUUUCCAAUUAUUCUUGAUUGGACAAUCGGGAAUCAAACUUGCACAGAAGCUAAAAUGGAUCCAGAAAAUUAUGCUUGCAAGGAAAACAGCUAUUGUAUAGAUCCAGAAAAUGGCCCUGGAUAUCUGUGCAAGUGUCUUGACGGUUUUCAGGGUAACCCUUACCUUUCCCAUGGUUGCCAAGAUAUUAAUGAGUGUGACACACUGAAGCCUUGCGAUGGAACAUGUAACAAUGUACCUGGAAGUUAUAGUUGUUCAUGCCCUGAAGGGUUUGAGGGCGAUGGCUGGAAAAAUGGAACAGGCUGCAGUCCUAAGGUUAUCCCCCACCGUCAGAGUUUUCCAUUUCUUGUUGUUGCCCUAGGCGUUAGUCUAUUAUCUUCCCUCUUGUGCUCGUCAUGGGUGUAUUUGGGGCUCAGGCAAAGAAAGCUCACCAAAUUGAAACAGAAAAACUUUCAGCAAAAUGGUGGAAUUUUGUUGCGAGAACAACUUUCGAAACUUGAAGAAUGCAGCGAAACAGGUAAAAUAUUUACAGCCGACGAACUCAGGAAGGCAACGAACAACUACCAUGAAACUAGAAUACUCGGAAAAGGAGGUCAGGGGACUGUUUACAAAGGAAUAUUGCCUGAUGGUCGAAGGGUUGCCAUAAAAAAAUCCAGCAUUGGAGAUCAAAGCCAAGUUCAACAAUUCAUUAAUGAAGUUAUUGUGCUAUCCCAAAUCAACCAUAGGAAUGUGGUAAAACUCUUGGGAUGUUGUUUGGAGACACCAGUCCCCUUGCUAGUCUAUGAAUAUGCAAGGAAUGGAACCCUCUUCAACCACUUGCACAAUGCUGCUCUUGCAUCAGUCAUGUCAUGGGAAACUCGUCUGAAAAUAGCCAUAGAAACGGCAGAAGCCCUUUCCUAUUUGCACUCAGCUGCAUCUCCGCCGAUUAUUCAUCGCGAUGUCAAGUUGACCAACAUACUUUUAGACGAAACUUACAAUGCUAAAGUAUCUGACUUUGGCGCUUCAAGAUUGGUCCCUACAGAUAAAACACAGAUAACAACGCUUGUGCAGGGGACUCUCGGUUACUUGGAUCCUGAAUACUUGCAUACAAGUCAAUUGACCGAAAAAAGUGAUGUUUAUAGCUUUGGGGUCGUUCUCAUUGAGUUACUAACAGGUCUACAAGCGCUUUCUUUUGAAAGACCAGAAAAAGAGAGGAAUUUGUCUAUGUACUUUGUUUCUGCGAUAAAAGAGGGUCUCUUGCUAGAAAUUCUUGAUAGACGAGUGGUGAAUGAAAAAAACAUUGAGCAGCUUAAGGAGGUGGCAACUUUAGCUAGGAGAUGUGUGAGAGUGAAGGGAGAGGAAAGGCCAACUAUGAAGGAAGUUGCCUCUGAAUUAGAAGGAUUGCUGGCAAUGGAGAAACAGCUAUGGGGAAAAGGCGACUUACAUGAGGAAGAGGCUGAACCCUUGCUUGAUGACCCGUAUAAAAAUAGCAUUCGCUAUGAUGGCUCAACUAGCUUCUCGAUGGGGCCUGACAGCAUUAAAAACCAAGUCAGUUUUGAAGUUGAUGGUGCACGAUGAUCUCCUUUUACCUGUUGGUUUUCCUAUACAUUUUCUUCUCCUUCUCUUGGUUGUGAAAGAUGUUAUCUGAUUAGCUUAAAUAGUGAGCUUGUUGUAUUAGAAAUUGGA
This is a messenger RNA of Durio zibethinus, 2721 nucleotides long. Lineage: Eukaryota; Viridiplantae; Streptophyta; Magnoliopsida; Malvales; Malvaceae. The record is from RefSeq and is a predicted model, not a curated record.